UAAACUUCCUCGCAGUCCCUACUUCUCUUUCUGUUUUCUAUCUUUUAUGUACAGAAAGAUGACACAACCAUUUUUGUUCCUUAAAAAACAUAGCCAUUCAUCAACAACGUUGCCAAUGGGUGCAGACAUGUCCAACAAUCCACCUCCUACUUCUCAUGCCAAAGACUUCUUUGCCUCUCCAGCUCUCUCUCUAAGCCUUGCUGGAAUUUUUCGCCAUGCCGGGGUGGCGGCGGAGGCUGAGGUGGGAACUUCGGUGGAGGAGGGCGACGAGGGAAGUGGAGGAGGUGAGCGGCGAGAUGACACAGUUGAGAUUAGCAGCGAGAACUCUGGUCCCACGAGAUCAAGAUCAGAGGAUGAUUUUGAAGGAGAAGGUGAACAUGACGAGGAUGAUGAUGGUGAUGGGGAUAAGAACAAGAAGAAGAAGAAGAGGAAGAAAUAUCACAGGCACACCGCUGAGCAAAUCAGAGAAAUGGAAACGCUUUUCAAAGAGUCCCCACAUCCUGAUGAAAAGCAAAGGCAACAACUUAGCAAGCAAUUAGGCCUUGCUCCAAGGCAAGUCAAGUUUUGGUUCCAAAAUCGUCGAACCCAAAUCAAGGCAAUACAAGAGCGUCAUGAAAAUUCUUUGUUGAAGACAGAAAUAGACAAACUAAAGGAGAAAAAUAAGACCUUGCGAGAUACCAUAAACAGGGCAUGUUGCCCCAACUGUGGUGUGGCCACAACAAGCAGAGAUGGUGCCAUGCCAACUGAAGAACAACAACUCCGAAUUGAAAAUGCCAAACUCAAAGCUGAGGUAGAGAAGCUCAGAACAACUUUAGGGAAAUACGCACCAGGUACAAUGUCCCCUUCAUGUUCUGCAGGCCAUGACCAAGAGAAUAGAAGCUCUUUGGAUUUUUACACUGGAAUUUUUGGUCUUGAUAAGUCAAGGAUAAUGGAUAUAGUAAACCAAGCAAUGGAUGAGCUCAUAAAGAUGGCUACAGUAGGGGAACCAUUAUGGCUUCGUAGCUUUGAGACUGGUCGAGAAAUUCUUAACUAUGAUGAAUACAUGAAGGAGUUCACAGUUGAAAAUUCAAACAAUGGAAGGCCAAAGAGAUCCAUCGAAGCCUCAAGAGAGACUGGUGUUGUUUUUGUUGAUCUCUCUCGGCUUGUCCAAAGUUUUCUAGAUGCUAAUCAAUGGAAGGAGAUGUUUCCAUGUUUAAUAACUAAGGCGGCAACUGUUGAUAUUAUAUGCAAUGGAGAAGGUUCUAACAGGAAUGGCGCAGUGCAACUGAUGUUUGCUGAGGUGCAAAUGCUCACACCAAUGGUGCCCACAAGAGAAGUGUAUUUUGUCAGGUACUGCAAACAGUUGAGUGCUGAACAGUGGGCAAUCGUUGAUGUAUCCAUAGACAAAGUAGAAGACAACAUCGACGCAUCCCUCGUGAAAUGCAGAAAACGCCCAUCAGGUUGCAUUAUUGAAGACAAUUCGAAUGGUCAUUGCAAAGUAAUCUGGGUGGAGCACUUGGAAUGCCAGAAGAGCACAGUCCAUACAAUGUAUCGCACCAUUGUCAACAGUGGUCUAGCCUUUGGGGCAAGGCACUGGAUUGCAACACUGCAACUUCAAUGUGAACGUCUAGUUUUCUUCAUGGCAACAAAUGUUCCCAUGAAGGAUUCAACCGGUGUUGCCACAUUGGCUGGGAGAAAAAGCAUUCUGAAGUUGGCACAAAGAAUGACAUGGAGUUUCUGCCAUGCAAUUGGCGCGUCAAGUUUCCAUACAUGGACUAAGGUUACAAGCAAAACAGGAGAAGACAUAAGGAUUAGUUCUAGAAAGAACUUGAACGAUCCUGGUGAACCUCUUGGGUUGAUAUUGUGCGCAGUUUCUUCUGUAUGGUUACCUGUUUCUCCUAAUGUUCUAUUUGAUUUCUUGAGGGAUGAAGCUCGCAGAACUGAGUGGGAUAUCAUGUCCAGUGGUGGAUCAGUGCAGUCCAUUGCAAAUUUAUCCAAAGGACAAGACAGAGGCAAUGCUGUAACCAUCCAAACAAUUAAAUCUCAAGAAAAUAGUAUGUGGAUACUGCAAGAUAGCUGCACAAAUCCUUAUGAGUCAAUGGUGGUAUAUGCUCCUGUGGACAUUACUGGUAUUCAGUCUGUGAUGACAGGAUGUGAUUCAAGCAAUCUUGCCAUUCUUCCAUCUGGAUUCUCAAUUGUUCCUGAUGGUCUCGAGUCAAGGCCAAUGGUCAUUACUUCAAGGCAGGAAGAAAAGAAUACAGAGGGAGGAUCUUUAUUUACAAUAGCAUUCCAGAUCCUUACUAAUGCUUCUCCUACAGCCAAGUUAACAGUUGAGUCUGUGGACUCGGUCAACACUCUUUUGUCUUGUACAUUGAGAAAUAUCAGAACAAGUUUACAAUGCGAAGAUGGUUAGUCAAAAUCAGAUAAUUACUUGAUAGACUUUAAUUAGGGGUGAUAAUGUUAUGCCUUUCUAUUCCCUUUUUGGGUUGUAUUCUUCGGUUUGGCAGAAAUAGCUUGCGUUUGUCCCCUUAUUCUGGGUUACUUAUAUUCAUUAUUCCAUUAAAAAGGACGGUUUGGAUUGAAAAUUUAUAUAUCUGUAUCUGCAGUUUUACAGGUAUAAAGAGACACAAAAAGCUUUUAGAACGUAGA
This is a messenger RNA of Gastrolobium bilobum, 2628 nucleotides long. RefSeq names its product homeobox-leucine zipper protein GLABRA 2-like. Bases 47 to 2392 code for a protein of 781 amino acids. The record is from RefSeq and is a predicted model, not a curated record. Gene Ontology annotation, biological process: regulation of DNA-templated transcription. The transcript is spliced from 11 exons. Gene Ontology annotation, molecular function: DNA-binding transcription factor activity, RNA polymerase II-specific; lipid binding; DNA binding. Lineage: Eukaryota; Viridiplantae; Streptophyta; Magnoliopsida; Fabales; Fabaceae.